CCUCCUACCAUAGAGUCGCGCUGGAAACAGAAGAUAGAGGGAGUGUAGGAGCUCGCCAUCUCCAAGCGAUCUACAUUGGGAAAAACAUGGAGUCCGCUCCGGCAGCCCCCGACCCAGCCGCCAGCGAGCCGGGCAGCAGCGUCUCCGAGGCGGCCCCCGGCGCCAGGGACCCCGCGGCCAGCCUGGAGCCGUCGCGGAAAGGCGAGGCGCCGGCCCCCGCGCGCAGGCAGAGCUACUCCAGCGGCGGCGGCGGCGGCGGCAGAGGUAUUUCUGUAACAAAGAAGACUCAUACAUCUCAAAUUGAAAUUAUUCCAUGCAAGAUCUGUGGAGACAAAUCAUCAGGAAUCCAUUAUGGUGUCAUUACAUGUGAAGGCUGCAAGGGCUUUUUCAGGAGGAGUCAGCAAAGCAAUGCCACGUACUCCUGUCCUCGUCAGAAGAACUGCUUGAUUGACCGAACUAGUAGAAACCGUUGCCAACACUGUCGAUUACAGAAAUGUCUUGCGGUGGGGAUGUCUCGAGAUGCUGUAAAAUUUGGUCGAAUGUCAAAGAAGCAGAGGGACAGCUUGUACGCAGAGGUUCAGAAACAUCGAAUGCAGCAGCAACAGCGAGAUCACCAGCAGCAACCUGGAGAAGCAGAACCACUAACACCAACGUACAAUAUCACCACCAAUGGGCUAACAGAGCUACACGAUGACCUCAGUAAUUACAUUGAUGGGCAUACCCCAGAAGGUAGCAAAGCAGACUCUGCCGUUAGCAGCUUCUACUUAGACAUACAACCUUCUCCAGAUCAGUCGGGGCUUGAUAUUAAUGGAAUCAAACCAGAACCAAUAUGUGACUACACACCAGCAUCGGGCUUCUUCCCUUAUUGUUCUUUUACAAAUGGGGAGACCUCUCCAACUGUUUCCAUGGCAGAAUUAGAACAUCUUGCACAGAAUAUUUCUAAGUCACACAUGGAAACUUGUCAAUACUUGAGAGAGGAGCUACAGCAGAUAACAUGGCAAACUUUUCUACAGGAAGAAAUAGAGAACUACCAAAACAAGCAGAGGGAGGUUAUGUGGCAGUUAUGUGCAGUCAAAAUAACAGAAGCUAUCCAGUAUGUGGUGGAAUUCGCCAAACGCAUUGAUGGCUUUAUGGAACUGUGUCAAAAUGAUCAAAUUGUGCUUUUAAAAGCAGGAUCUUUAGAGGUUGUGUUUAUCAGAAUGUGUCGUGCCUUUGACUCCCAGAACAACACAGUAUAUUUUGAUGGCAAGUAUGCUAGCCCAGAUGUUUUCAAAUCAUUAGGUUGUGAAGACUUCAUUAGUUUUGUGUUUGAAUUUGGAAAGAGUUUAUGUUCUAUGCACCUGACAGAAGAUGAAAUAGCUUUGUUUUCUGCAUUUGUUUUAAUGUCUGCAGAUCGUUCAUGGCUUCAGGAGAAGGUAAAAAUUGAAAAACUCCAACAGAAGAUUCAGCUUGCCCUUCAGCACGUCCUGCAGAAGAAUCAUCGAGAAGAUGGAAUCUUAACAAAGUUAAUAUGCAAAGUGUCUACUUUGAGAGCACUGUGUGGACGGCAUACAGAAAAGCUUAUGGCAUUUAAAGCAAUAUACCCAGACAUUGUGCGACUUCAUUUUCCUCCAUUGUACAAGGAGUUGUUCACUUCAGAAUUUGAGCCAGCGAUGCAACUUGAUGGGUAAAUGUUAUCACCUAAGCACUUCUAGAAUGUCUGAAGUACAAACAUUACAAAAAAAAAAAAAAAGAAAAGGAAAAGGAAAAAAAAUAAAGAAAACCAAGACACUUUAUAUGGCCCUGCACAGACCUAGGGAGCCAACACACUGCACAUCUUUUGGCAGUCGGGGUCAGGCGAAGGAUGGGAAACAAUGAAACAAAGUUGAACUUGUUUUUCUCAUGCAUAUGAUUUCCAUUAUGCCUACAAAUAUGGACCCUUUUCUGUCUCAACUUCUUGAUCUUUGACCUCUGUUUACACAGAAUGAGGGUACUAAAGUCAGAAGGUUGCUUUUUUCUAGUUGUUCACUGCCCACAGACUUAACAGAACAAUCAGUUUGUUGAUCAGAACAUUGAGUCCAGCUAGUAACCAGUGACUGGUGUGCAUUGCAGAGGUUUCAGCAUCAGUUUGCACAACUUGUUCAUUGUUUCAUGAAGGACAAUUUAUUCACCUACCAUUGAUUGCCAGUAGGCAGAUGGCAAGAAAAGGGUCCAUAGCAAUAGCAACAAUAGCAUUAUAAUAUAUUACAGGGUAAAUGGGCAUGAAGACUAUAUAUAGCAAAAGAGAUAUUGUUUAUAUAUUGUUUUAAUUAAUAUAAAAUGUAGUUACUGGUAUAGCUUUUCUUGUUGAAUUGAUAAGGCACUUUCAUUUUGCACCUUUUUCUUUAAAUUAAAUGCUAGCGUGUUCAUUGUCGUGUUGCAUGUGCACCAGAAAUUCAAGUUUAACGGAGAGGUUUGGAUGGUACUGGUACAAUGGGAGGUAUUUAUGCUGCUGUUACUAUUACAAUGUUACUAUUAGAGAGAGGCUGGUCAUAUCCUGAAAUGAUUACAGAUUUGUAGUUUGAAAACAAUGACAUUUUAAAGUCAGAAUUUGUUUCUAUGCUGGUUUUAAAAAGCUGCUCUUAUUUUUACACAGAAUGCAAAUUUUUCAAACCUGGAUGUAUAAAAUUGAACGUCUAAAUCCAUAUUUGGACACCCAAAUAAACAGCCUAAUUUUCAAAGGCACUGAGUACCCAAAGGCAAAGAUUUUGCUCAGUGUUCACAAAUCAAUCACAGCUGCAAAUGCGUAGCUCUCUUGAAAAUCAGGCUGUUAAAUAAGGUGUAUAAAUAGGGAUAUAGAUGCCUGACUCUAUGAACCUAGGUUUGAAGAUAUUGAACCAAGGUUAUACAGUAAAAGUAUAACGUAACACAUACAUAUGUAUAAAAUAAUGCGUGUGCAUGUUACACAGCUACAUGCUUUUAUGGAAAACAAUGCACUCCAUAUGGUAAACAAUGCACUUAAAGCAAAAACCUCAGUCUGUUGAAGUCUGUGGGAGUUUUGCUGUUGACUUCAGUAAGAUGAGGUAAUGGCCCUAUUUUCCAAAAAUCAGUUCUGCCCAACACAGAUUAAUCCUUUGCUUUAGAGCAGAUUUGUAUGGCUCCAAAAAUAAUUAGAUGUAUUUGGAAACACUCACUUUAAGACUUACAAAAUGAGUAAGUACACACUGAUGAAUUAAAGGCACACUCCAUGUGUUAAAACCUGCCAUGUAUUUAAGAUUGUAUAUGAAAUCUGGAAACUAGGAGUGGGGUAGAGCAGUGUUUCCCAAUCUUUUUCAGCCCAAGGCACACUUGCAUUAAUAACAUUUUUUCCACUGCACACCUGUUAAGGCAUUCCUCAUACCUAUUGUAGCUCAUUGCCAUGGAAAAAUUCCGUGGCAUGCCUGUUCAUUUCUGACGGCACACUUUUGUGCUGUGACACACUGGUUGGGAAACACUGGGCUAGAGAAUGUGCAGGAACCAAAUUUUGCAGUCUUUACUUCUGCAAACUGCUGUGUCCUUUAGUGUUCCUGAAUAAGGAGAGCAGAAUUUGGCUGAAAGGGGUGGGAAAAGUCAGGGAUAUAGUCUCCACUUCUGCUGCAAAGGCAAGAGGUAUCCUGUAUUCAGGCUUCAUCCACUUAAAUCAUGUUACGUUGGACUGCUUAGCACUAAGUGGCAGCACUAUGAUUGUUACCUGUGUAGAUUAACUACAGAAAUCAGAGUUUCUGUCCUCUCUAACAUGCUAAUGCAAGGACAGCAGAAAAUUUAGAUAUUACAUUGAUCCCUAUCUGUUCUGGUGGCCAGAGAAUGAGUUCAGUACUGUGGGGGCCAGAGAGCACAAGGAAAUAUGUAACAUAGCUAUGCAGGUUUCAGUGGAAGGAUGGACCAGCUUUGGAAACAGAAGUUUUCUUGAAGGAGGGAGAUGCUCCCUAGAUUGGGUAUGAAGAAAAUCCUCCUCAACCUUAGUUGAAAGAGUAGGUUUAAAAUGUCAGUCUUACCCUCCCGGCUCAGCACUGAAGCAGAAUGCCGAUCCAGUGAUUCUUCUUUAGCCAGCUCAGACCCCAUCAGGCAGAAGAAAGCCUAUCUUUGUCAUGGUCUUAUCCUACGAUACAGUUGGGUUCAGUGGAAUCUGAGCUACUUCUGAUGCGACAGUCUUAAGCAGCUGUAGCUUACCUGAAAGGGCAUUUAACAGUUACAGAAAAAUAGGAACUACCUCCUUUAAACUGGAAGCAACUGGGGAACUGAGCUAGGAUGAGAGCAAUGUGAAGCAGUGUCCCUAAAAAACAAGGUAGUUACUGAGCAUGUAUGUAUUGUUCAAUGAUGUUGCCUACAGGUCAUAACUGCAUUGGGCCAUAUCAUGCCAGACACUGUGUAAGUGUUUAAAUUGAGUCCAUACCUCAGAUUUCUUGAGGUAACUACACACUCGAAAUACUUUUGUUUUCCAGGGUUGGUGUGUGUAAGAUUAUGUAGUAGUCAUUUUGUGGUUCUCAUACUAAGGCAGUCCCUGUUUCUUCAGUUAUGAUCAAGUUUCUUUGUUUAUUUUUGUUUUUUGGGUUGUUUGUUUUUUUGGUUGGGGGUGGGAUUUUGAGAAAGGAGAUAGAGAAAUUUAAGGAGAACGUAUGGUAUAUGAUUAAUCCUUGGUAUGUAAUCUCCCAAGUAAAACCUACCUAACCCUCGCCUUUAACAUAGAAGUGGCAGCCAUGGUAUAUUUACUUCGUUAAACAGUAACUGAGAAUUAAUUCAGCACCUUAUCUUAAAGGGACACUAACAACUUAAAUGUUUUUAAAAAUCCUUUUUUUUUUUUUUUGAAAAAAAAAAAUUAAAAAUAUAUAUUUCCAGAUUUUUAAUUAAAAUAUGUGAGAAUAAAUGAAGGGUUUUUUUCUUUUGUUUUUUGGUUUGGGUUUUGUUCUCAUUGAUUUUUAGAAUGGCCUUUAGGCAACAGGAAAAACAGGAGAAAAAAAGGAAAACACUGAAUUUUUCUGUGCACAAAAUGCUGUCACAUGCAGAAAAGUAAACAAACUAAUAAUAUUUUUUGCUGUCUUACUUCAUUUGCAGUCCUGGUAGUUGUUAUAAGUCCCUAUUAGAAAACAGAAGAAAAUAUAUUUGUGAUUUUCAAGUUAAUGGUGUAUCUUUCUUUUUAACAGAUGGAGCUGAAUUCCCCCUAUAGGUACUGUAGUGAUUGAGAUGCAACUAGGUGGAGAUGGAGCAAGCACUUUGGUAUAUAACUGUUGUAAGAGGGGAAUGAGAGCCAUAGAUUAUUUAUAGGCAAGAUUGUUUCCUUUUGUGUCAAUAGCCUGUGAUCCCAGGUUACAUUUCUGUAGCGCUGCCACAGUAGUUUGGAAGCUCUCUGAGGGAUGGUGCCUCAGGUGGUGCAUUCUACAUAGCGUUGUGUUAGUUGAGGGAGAUAGGAUGGUAUCUUCAGCUCUUUCAUGGCAACGUGGAUGUUUAGGAAAGGAAUUGUCCCUGCACAUGCCUGGAUACAGGAGCUGUGGUUGUGAGUGGCUUUAUCAAAGAGUAUGGAGGAGGCCAUGUACAUCCUUCAUUCCGUCCUGCAUGCCCCACAUGGGCCACUCAUAGUCUAGGUCUCAGUCUCACCAUCUUAUCAGCUUGCUUUUUCAGGAAUCAUUGUUUGCUUUAUUGGAGUAACUGGCAUGAUAUGGCAGCUCUGUUCUAAUCUAGGAGUUUGUUUUUAUGAUUAAAACCAAGCUUUCUGCUAACAAAAGUUUUCUACUAACAAAAAUUUUCUGAAUGUGACCAGCCUCAGGUGCUAGCCUAUUAAAGAUCAACUAAACUUAAUUUCAGUGUCAGCUAAUGGAUAGUGGUGUCAGACUGGACCUUCUCUAGAGAGAGAGACAGAUUCUGAUUUUUGACAGCAAGUAGGGGAUACCCAUGUUAAGUAUUUUGGAACUGAUUUUUAAUCAUGUCCUCCUCCUCACCUGAUCUCUAGAUGCAAAACAAAGAUGAUUGGCAUUUAGGUUUUAGUGUUUGCACCCACAAAUCAAUAGGAAUAUAAAAUAUAUGAGUAAUUAUACUUGUGCCCAUAAAAUUGAAAUUAAGAAGCCUCGCUGAAUGUCAAAUCCUUCGUAUCUAAAAUUAAUUGUGGCACAAUGUUUAAAGGUGUUAAGCUUCUUGGAGGCUCUUUUUUCUUCAUUGGAGCUAUUGAGUGUUCGGCAUCUUGCAAAAUCAGGCCAUUUAGCAUCUUCUCCAACCAAAGUGUGUGUUCCUAAUCACAGUAAGUAGUCACUUGGAGAGGCAUCAAAUAAAAACAAGUAUAGCAAGGUGGUAGGUAUUCUUAAAAGUAUUGUUGCCAAGAGACUUUUAAUGAGAUGUGGAAUGAUUCUAGGUGCAGCUAGUCACAAUUAAGUCUAGAUGACCUAUACCCUGUUAAGACUAGGACCCAAGAUCAGAAGUUCAACAAAUGAUUCAGUGGCAGAACACACUUGGGCUCUGUCAAGUGAAUGACAGAUGUAUUAAACUUCCAUAGUCUGCUCCAUUUAGUAAAAAAAAUUGAAACUACAGAAGAUUCAGGAAUAAUUAUUCCUUUUAAAUUAGCUGUUCAUAAUAAAAUGGUUGUUUUGGGCUUUUGGCAUUUGAACAUUCUUUAGCUGUUUUAUAGAAGAGGUACUACAGAACAGUGUCAUUUUGAUUACUAUAAUGAACAUUCAUAUACCUGACACCGUUCCCCUUUUUAAUAACAAUGGGAUUAGAUGAUGGAGAAAACUGUCUUUUAAGUUUGGUUGUUCUUUAUAAAAGCUUAUAUAUCAUAGUAUGGAUACCAAGGCCUGAGAGUGUUUGUGAGUGCGUGCGCAUGGAUGUAUGGGUGUGAAUGGCUGCUUCUAGGCUGUUUAGUGUCAAUGGAAUAAAGAAAAUGUAUUCAAAAUACUUAAGUCAAAAAUAGAAGGUGGAAAAAAGAUUUAUUCUAUACAAAGCCUUGUCUGGACCACUUUAGAGAGACUUCUAUUUUUUUAACCCUUCUAUAAAUAUUUGAUGGCACUUGAAAUAUUCCUGCAAUAAAAUGUGAUUUGUGUAAACAUAAAAAAAAGAUUUUGUAAUGUGAAACAAUGAAAGAAAGUAAUGUAAUUUUUCUAAAAAACAAAAACAAAAAACAAAUGAACGAACUUUGUAUUAUUUUCUUGAUGGAAUUUGUCUAUUUGUCUUUGGAAGACUUUUUAUUUCAUUGAAUGUGCCAUAGUAGAAAUGUGUUUUUUUGGGGUUUUUUUUUCUUUUCAUUUUUUUUUUUAUGUUUUAGAUUAAAGGAAAAGCUGUUUGUGUUACGACAUUCCAAAAUGCAAGAUGACAUAGAAUAAUGAUUAAAAGGGUUGAUUAGUAAGCUUCAAUCAUUGUUGCUUUUUUGCACAUGUUCUUCAUUCCUCUAUAGUGCAAUAUGUACAUAGAGCACUUGCAGGUGUAACCUUGAUCCCUCAGGGAAAAUACAUAUUUGUACAGGACUUUUCUUUUGCCUUUUUUUCUUUUUUUUUCUCGUUUUUCUUUUCUUUGUUUUUCUUUUCUUUUUUUUUUUGCUAAGGAAUGUCGAUUUAAAUCAUUUGUCUGUUGUUGAGGGGCAGCCAGAUAAUAAUCCUAAGCCACUGUCACAAAAUAUUGGUUGUUUAAUCAUUUUGUGCCCUUGCAUUAUUUAAAAAAGAAAAAUAAAUGUUAUUUUCCGACAGUUCUUUGUGCUGAUUGGUGAAGAAAAGGGUAAAUAGAUAAGCACCUUAUGAUUGACUUAACUGUGAAUGACAAUCCAUCUUGUUAUCAACAAUAGAAGCCCUAUCAUUUUGGAGUUGGGGUUAAGAGUCAGAAACGAAUGUGCUCAGGGAUCUUCUAAAACUCUUCAACAGGGUGGCCAGUACUACUGGGACAAAUUGCUUUUGGAAAAAAUAUAAUAUCCCUCCAAGGCACAAGUGAACUGUGUAGAAGUUUUCUAAACACUCCAUGUGUGCCUCAUACAAUUAUUUGAAUUUCAGCCCACAUGCUCAGUUUUAUUUUACUCAAAAUUAAAAAAAAAAGUAGAACUCCAAAAAUAAUGCAAACUUCUACAAACAUGCAUAGAAAACCAUUCGUUUUGCAUCCACAACCAGAUCAUUAUUCAAAUUACGUUUCAGUACCCAGUUUACCAUUUCUUAAUCGUAAGAGUAUUAGCUUAAAAAUUGAACUUCAGUUUUUUGCAACUCAGUAUUUAAUUUGUUCUUGUAUUUAAAUUGUCUUCAGUAUCUAAAUUGUUGUUUAAGAGAGAAAAAUCAGGUCAUCUUAUGCAGUAUAAUAUGAGUGGAAAUACUACAAUUAUUCAAUUGUGAGUCACAUAGUAAUGAAAACAGUUAAAACCAGGAGAAUACAAGGACAACAGUUUCAGAUACCUGCCAUUUGAUGUAUUUACUUCAUGGUAAAACAAGCUUUUUAAAAGAAGCACUGUAGCUACCACUUUCUAUUUUUUUUACAUCUGACAACACUUUCAAUAGUUGUAGGAAACAGCAGUGUAAGAUAAGUGCCAAACUUCUUUAGGUUACCUUUAAACCUUCUUAAAUAGUCAAAGUAAGAUUCUAGAAGUUUAGUCCAGUUGUUCCCGCUCUGGCUUUAUUCUUUUGUACCUUGCAAAAAUAAGUAGAUUAUUUAGGUAAGCAAUUAAAAAUAAAAUGGGGAAGGUUUUGGUAUCUCUCUAGUCAGGUCAGAAGGAGGGUGUUAUUUCUCACUCAUUCUUUUGUUAUUUUACUAGUACUUGUAAAAAGUGUUAUGUUACCAGAGUUGUUUUCCCUUACCCUUUUCAGUGUAACAUUUCCAAAUACUACAUUUUUAUGUAGAGAAAUGAAUGCAGUGAUACCCACCUUGCAUCUCUGAGCUGACAGUGCAGUUUAGUUUUGAGUAGUCUUUUAAGGCAAAAAAAAAUUAACUAAGUUGAGUUUCUUGAACAGUUUUCAUUUUGUUCCAUAUGUUAGAAAAAAUCCCUAAUACCAAUUCUAAGCGUGUAAAAAGCUGAACUAAAUUACGUAAUUCUUUUCAUACUUGCAAGUGAUUCACAGAUGCGUUCAAUAUGAACAGUUUACAAGUUAAAAUUUUAUCUAUGUAUUUGGGUGGCCCAAAGUAUUUAUUGGGUUCUAUGACGACUGGCUUAUAUCUUCCCUAGACUAUAGUUAAGGGGGCUUUAUAUUGAUGUACAAACUACAUCAUUAUUAAAUGCUGAUCAAAUAAUUUGCAAUACGUUAUUUGUUCUACAUAUUUUGCCUCUCUCCCAAAAGUAGAAAAUAAAUUGAUCUGUUUAUCAGGUUAGGAAACUAAUAUUUCUUGAACAAUGUCCAGAAAUAAUUGAUAAGCAGUAUGCUUUGAAUACUUAGUAUUUGAGUUGGCUGCUUUCUAUUCCAAAUAUGUAGGUCACAUGGCAUAUUUCUUUUCCCUAAGCUGAAAAAUUUCAGAAUUUAAAUGUUAUUAUUAAAAUUAAUACUACUUUAAAUGUCAGCUUCUGUAAACAUACUUGAAUAUUAAUUUCAAGUUUGUUGUUUGUUUGUUCAUUCCUGAGAGGAAAAUCCAUUUGGUGGAAUAUUCAGGGGACAAAUAUACAAGAAAGCCAAAUGCAAUAUGAAAAAAAUAUAUAAAACUCAAAUAUUUACAGCAGAACUCUUGCAGUAUUCACUUAGCUCCUGGUACUGUGACUGUAGUAGUGCGCUGAAAUGUUGCCAAAUCACUGUUUUAGAGGGGAAAAUUAUUUAACAGGUUUUAAAGCAACAUACUUGUUAAUAUCUAGUCUGUUCUUGGAAUUUUUUUCAGGUACUAAAAUGAAAUUUGAUGUUAAAGUAAAAGCUGUAUUCUACCUUUUGUUCCAUAUGUGGACUUUUCAGACUUUUUCUUUGUUUUGGCUUUUGCAUUGUCUGUUUCAUUGGUAGAAUAUAGCAAUAAUGCUUUAGAGCAAUAAGCUGACUAUCCAAAUACAAAAUAAAACAUAAUACAGGUUUUGGUACUCAUACUUUACAUUCAGGUUUUGCUACCACAGUUUUUACUUGUAGGUAUUUCUGUCAUCUCACUGCUUGGUGCUGAACAUCACAAGAAAAUUGUUUGGCACUGCAAAAUGUACAUCAUACCACACCUUGUUUUUAUACAGCCCAUACAUGCUUUCAGUAUUCAUCUGUGCUUUUUAUGCUUGUUUUCCCCUAAGUUUUUUCCUGGAGGUCUUACAGUAAAUGCAUAAACUUUAUACAAACUUGCAAUCUGUAAUGCGCUCAGACCUAAAUGCAGAGAAUUCAUAAGCAAUACAGUGAAUUUUAUUUCACAAAAAAGGAUGUGUACUGUAUAUACCUUUAUAAAGUAAACAAAUUCCUCAUUUUCUAUGUUGAUUUUAAAACAGUUUAUAGAGCAGUGGUACAUAUUUUGACUAUUAGGACAUUAACUGGCUGCUUCUUUAUAUGUAACUGUAUUGUCUGCCUGCUCCUUUUCUGGAGAUGUGUUUUGUAUUGGAUAUUUGGGCCAAUGGGAGGCUUCAAGCUACAACGUAUUUUCCCAGUUUAAAUAUAUUUAACAUAUGACAAACCCCAGACAAGGCUUUUUAAAAUGUAUAAAGAACUGCAGUGUUAGGUGAUUUAUUUGCAAACUGUUUUCAAUGUUGUCCAUUUUUAUGGCACCUUUAACAAUAUUCUUGUUUCCAAAGUACAAAAAGGUUAAAAAUACUCUAGCCAUAACUGAAUGUCAAGCAAUAAAAACAAAUGACUUUUUGUGCAUAGAUUAAAAAAAAAACAAACAAGUUUUAGACAUCUGCAUGUAAAUGCAAUCUCUUGUUUACUGCUUUCUUAAACUUGAGCAACUGAUUCCUUAUUUUACUACUAAUCUAAGGACUUGUAAUGGCCUGUAAACAUUUUCUCUUGCUCUGUUCUUUCAACUUUAUCUUUGUCUCUGCUUUGGAGUCAUAAUAUUUAAUGUUGUUCUGCUCACCUCUAUACAGUUAACUUUUUUGCUUUCAUUCUGUAUAGAUACAGUUAUACUAUAAACAGCCUACACAGUGCAAAUAUUAUCUGUUUAUCAAAUACCACAUUAUGCUGUAUAAUAAUCUGUUUUACUAUAUAAUCUAUUUUAGAAAUAGCUGUUUAGAACUAGAGUGUGCUAUUUUUGUGUUUUUCUGAUGUGUGGUGCUAGAUAAGUUACUUUUGUGAACAAAAAACAAACAACCCCUUUUAUUCCUAGACAAUUCCACCUUUGGGUCUUGUUAAUUUCAUUGAGUAUAACUAUAAAUAUAUAUAUUUGUGUGUGUGGGUAUAUAUAAAUAUAUAUACACACAUUUCUACAUAUGCCCAACAAGUACCUGUAUCAGAGUACUAGUUUGGGACAUUUUUCUCUUUAAAUACAUAGUAUCAUUAUAUAAAUUAUUCUAUAGUACAUUUAAUAAGGAGAAAAUUACUUCAUCAGUACAGAUACUUGAUAUCAAAUGCAAUCCCUUCUAUAGUCAUUUUACUAAAAAGUGUCAUGUCUGGUUUUUACUCUGAGUUGCUAAAAUGUUUGCACUCUGUAUUUAUGUUAGAAGAAAAAUAAGUAGCAAACUCACCCAACAAUAUUCACAAUAUGCUAUAUCAUUUAAAGGUAGGUGGGUACUUGGCUUAUUGGAUAUCUCUUUUCCUGUUGGUGCUUCAGAGAUUGGAUUUAAUUAUCCUGGGUGCUUUCCACCCCUCUAAUUCUAAUAGGGCCUGAGAGUGCCCAUCAUUCCAAAUAUUACAUCUAUAAGCCUAACUCCAUUCACUGUCUGUGAAAGUUUUCUUUAAAUCUUUCAUAAUAUGUUACUGGCCAAAUUCUCUCCUUGGAUAUGCGUAUGUGCUAUCCCUUGAAACCAUAUGUGUAUAUUCAAGGAUUAGCCUGACGAAGGGUUUUUGAACCCGAAAGCUUGCUUAAUAACUAUUCUCCAACCAUUUGGGUUGGUCUAAUAAAAGAUAUCAAAUUCACCCAAGGAACCGUGUCUGCCUAUAUUCAAGGAUGGUAUUUGGCAACUAAAAUUAAUUCAGAAACAGGGUUUAUGGAGUUUUCUCAGUUACUGGUUGAUUUUCUUUUUCUUAGAAAAGUUGAAUACAUCUUAAUUUAGCUAGAAAUGUAAGUGUAUUCUUGGGGUUACACCUAGCCCAACCCCCUCUCCUUCCACAAAUAGUUUCAUCUUAAUGCUUCAAAAUUGGUGGAUAUCAAAUAUCUAACUAAGGAGUAAUUAACUUUUUAAAAUAUUUAUUAGAAUUUUUCUGUAAUAUUACUAAAUUUAUAUAAGAUCUUUAGCAAAGAUUUUUGAGCAAUUUAUUAAAUACAGUGUUUCUGUUUACUGCACUUUUUGAUAAUAAGAAGGUAGUGAAUUUUAAAGCCAUUAUUCUUGGCUUCCAUGCACUGCUUUUGUACCCUCAAUCCAAAAAAAUAUUUUUUUUAAAACAAAAAACAAGAAAAGCAGCAAACAUACAGUUAUCCUGAAAAUAAAAAUAACCAUACUACACCAUGGUUAUAUUUUCAUAAGUAUAAUUGUAAACACUAUCAGGAUAAUUACUUUUAAAACCUUUUGAAAGCUACAAUCUUAUUUAAAUGCAAGCCAUGAUGAUUUUAUUUUUAAAACCCUUCAAUGUAAAUCACCUUUUGAUACUUUCCAAAAGAAAUGGAGGAUCUCUUAAAUUUGUAUCUCCUAACAUGUACAUCAUAAACUAAAUGCUAGGAACAUAUUCUCCCUUGUUGUUUAGGUCUAAUUAUUCUAUAAAUUAUGCAGAACUAUAUAAUUUUUUUCUCCCGUAACUAAAUAUUUUAAGUAAAGAAACCAGGAUAAAUGCAGAUUACAAAUGUGUUGGUUUGAGGAUUAAGCACAUAAACUUCACAAACCUCAUUGAGUAAUGUACUCAGUUCUCUGUAAAUACAUGCAACUUAAAAUGAAGCUAUACUGUACAUGUAAAUGUGAUGUCUUAUGUGUACAGUAUGUAUAAAUUCCUUUUCUAGCAACAAUAAAGGCCUAAGCCAUCAAGAGGAAUAUUGAAGUAGUAUUGUACUAAACCUUUGCUAAUGAUCUUUACCCACAGCCACCUGACUUUUCACUUUCAUGGAUCAUCUUUCCAUCUCACCCUUAAAAUAGCUUGCUUAUAUUCAACAGUUUAUUUUAUUCUGAGUCCUGAAAAAAAAGUAUUUUGAUUCAUUUUUGUAAAUACAGCUGUAAAAAUAAGAGAUUUAAUGUUGUCUUUUAAAUACUCCAAUUUUCAUUCUAAUAUGAAUGUUGUUAUAUUGUACUUUAGAAACUGUACCUUUAAUAUUACAUUACCUUUAUUAAGUGCAUCGAACACAUCGAUUUUAGAUGUGCUUUAUGUACUGUUAUCCUGUAAUAAAACUUCAGCUUCUAAUGGAAA
Messenger RNA from Alligator mississippiensis (American alligator), 13319 nucleotides. RefSeq names its product RAR related orphan receptor A (gene RORA). Gene Ontology annotation, biological process: negative regulation of inflammatory response; regulation of transcription by RNA polymerase II. NCBI's taxonomy places the organism in Eukaryota, Metazoa, Chordata, Crocodylia, Alligatoridae. Gene Ontology annotation, molecular function: RNA polymerase II cis-regulatory region sequence-specific DNA binding; nuclear receptor activity; zinc ion binding. Bases 87 to 1670 code for a protein of 527 amino acids. The transcript has 11 exons. The record is from RefSeq and is a predicted model, not a curated record. Gene Ontology annotation, cellular component: nucleus.